CUUCCGGUAUUCCCCGGCUGAGCAUCGUGGGCUCCGGGUAUCAUGGCGGCUGGCGAUAAACAGACGGCUCACCGGCCAGGGGCCUUUAAACAGUCGAACAAACCUCACAAGACGGGAAGGCACCGGGGUCGCGGGGCACAGGACCGGGAAAAUAAAGGUCGAGUUUCUGCAAAAGUCAUUAGUAAAAGACUUCGAAAAGAUUUGAGCAAGCUGGACAGAAGGAACAAAUCCAACCAGAUCCGCAGGCAGAGGAAAGAGGCUGUCCUUACAGAGAAGCGUAAUUUGGGCAGUAAAGAUGGCCCACCACAUCUUGUGGUGGUGCUUCCACUUCACGCUGGGAUUUCCACUAGCAACCUUUUGAAAUUGGUACAAAUUAAUGAGGGAGAUGUGGUCCAUGAAGAUAACCAGAAAAGUGGCAUGUUUUCAUUAGUCUGCCCCAAACUCAAGCAGAGAUGGUGCUUCAUUCAAGCGAACAGAGAUGACCUGCAUUCCGUGCUGGACCUGGCUAAGGUGGCUGACACCCUCCUGUUUGUUCUGGAUCCCCAGGAGGGCUGGGACAGUUACGGGGAUUAUUGCCUCUCCUGUCUAUUUGCACAGGGCCUUCCCAGUUACGUACUUGCUACACAAGGUAUGAGUGACCUACCAAUAAAGAGAAGGACAGACGUAAAGAAACAGCUGAGUAAAAUUGCAGAAAAGCGAUUCCCUGAUGCCAAACUCUUUCAUCUCGACACCGCUCAGGAGGCAGCGGUGGUUUUAAGGCAAAUGGCUAUCCAAAAGCAACGACACUUGGCCUUCCGAAACCGUCGCUCCUACUUACUAGCCCAGAAAGCAGACUUUGUGUCAAGUGAUGACACCGGCUUAGUAGGAACUUUAAAAGUGUCUGGCUACGUUCGUGGACAACAGCUGAAUGUGAACAGGCUGCUCCACAUUGUGGGGUUUGGAGAUUUCCAGAUGAGCCAGAUUGAUGCCCCUCCAGACCCUUAUCCACUUAAUCCCAGAAUCCACAAAACAAAGACAAAGAAAGGGCAGGAUGCGGACAUGGAGCAGGACAAUGCUGAUGUCAACAGUAAUGAGAUGGAAGAAGAUGUCAAGGUACUAAUGAAGGUAGAUUCUACAGUACAAGAGUCAUUGCAGUCCGAAGUGAUUCCUGAUCCUAUGGAAGGAGAACAGACCUGGCCAACUGAGGAGGAGCUGAAGGAAGCAGAAGAUUCUUUAAAGGCGAACACAAAGAUUGUAAAGAAAGUUCCAAAAGGGACAUCCGCAUACCAAGCUGCAUGGAUCCUGGACGAUGAGGAAGACCGUGGAGACGAUGAAAGUGAAGAUUAUGAUGAUGAUGAUGAUAUGGAAGGAGCACAGGCAGAUGCUAUGGAUGAAGAUUUAUCUGAGGAUGAAGAUGAAAGUGGUAACGAGGAGCCAGAGGAGAGUGAGACACUAACCAUCCCAGACAGUACGCGGGAUGAUAAAUAUGAUGAGAACCUUGAUGAAGAAGAAGAAAAUCAGAUGCUGGAGAGAUACAAGCUGGAACGCCAAGAUGAGCUGUUUCCUGAUGAAGUGGAUACACCGCGCAACCAGCCAGCUAGAAUCCGGUUUCAGAAAUAUCGCGGCUUGAAAAGUUUUCGCACAUCACCAUGGGAUUCCAAAGAGAACCUUCCUAGAGACUAUGCGCGUAUCUUCCAGUUCCAUGACUUCUUCAGGACCAGGAAGCGGGUCUUCAGAGAUUUGGAGGAUGAGAAUGAGGGGGCCAUGGUUGGUUGGUAUGUCACAGUACAUAUCAGCGGGGUUCCUGUGUCCGUUAUGGAGCAAUUCGCACAAGGAGGACCCCUUGUCCUAUGUUCACUUCUUCCCCACGAACAAAAGAUGUCUGUCAUUAAUAUGGUGGGAAGAAGAUACCAGGGCAACAGUGAACCCAUCAAAGCUAAAGAAGAGCUGAUAUUCCAUUGUGGAUUUAGGCGAUUCCGGGCAUCCCCUCUAUUCUCUCAGCAUACAUCUGCUGAUAAACACAAAUCUGAGCGUUUCAUGCGGUCGGACACAUCUGUGGUAGUCACUGUUUAUGCUCCAAUUCUAUUCCCACCAGCAUCAGUGCUUAUGUUUAAGCAGAGAAAUAAUGGAAUGCAUGAUCUGGUGGCCACAGGUUCUGUUUUAAGUGUUGAUCCAGAUAGAAUUAUUAUCAAGAGAAUUGUAUUGAGCGGCCAUCCAUUUAAAAUCCUGACAAGAACAGCUGUGGUGCGGUACAUGUUCUUUAAUAGAGAGGAUAUCCUAUGGUUUAAACCAGUGGAACUGCGUACCAAAUGGGGUCGGAGGGGGCAUAUCAAAGAACCUCUCGGAACACAUGGCCAUAUGAAGUGCCUUUUUGAUGGGCAGCUAAAAUCACAGGACACAGUGUUAAUGAACCUGUACAAACGUGUGUACCCCAAGUGGAAUUAUGAUCCAUAUGUUGCUACACCAGUGGCCUGGGUGAAGAACGAGAACACUGUUGAUCCUUCUGAGGUGGAAAUGGACUAAUAUACUGAUUGAAUACAUCCUAUAAAGACUUAUCUGUGCCUUGAAUGAGUUCCAUGUCUGAAAUUUGUAUUUAUUUGAAAAGUUGAGAGUGACAUGCGAAUUACAAAAUAUAGAAACAAAUGGAA
Molecule: messenger RNA, 2627 nt
Organism: Pelobates fuscus (common spadefoot toad)
Lineage: Eukaryota; Metazoa; Chordata; Amphibia; Anura; Pelobatidae
Gene: TSR1
Product: TSR1 ribosome maturation factor
Exons: 15
Coding region: 43-2502 (819 amino acids)
Biological process (GO): ribosome biogenesis; endonucleolytic cleavage of tricistronic rRNA transcript (SSU-rRNA, 5.8S rRNA, LSU-rRNA); maturation of SSU-rRNA from tricistronic rRNA transcript (SSU-rRNA, 5.8S rRNA, LSU-rRNA)
Cellular component (GO): nucleus; preribosome, small subunit precursor
Molecular function (GO): U3 snoRNA binding; GTP binding; GTPase activity
Source: RefSeq, a predicted model, not a curated record